This is a messenger RNA of Solea senegalensis (Senegalese sole), 3295 nucleotides long. Its product is annotated as carbohydrate-responsive element-binding protein. The record is from RefSeq and is a predicted model, not a curated record. The transcript has 17 exons. NCBI's taxonomy places the organism in Eukaryota, Metazoa, Chordata, Actinopteri, Pleuronectiformes, Soleidae. Gene Ontology annotation, biological process: regulation of transcription by RNA polymerase II. Gene Ontology annotation, molecular function: protein dimerization activity; RNA polymerase II cis-regulatory region sequence-specific DNA binding; DNA-binding transcription factor activity, RNA polymerase II-specific. The coding region runs from base 216 to 3077 and encodes 953 amino acids. Gene Ontology annotation, cellular component: nucleus.
CACUGUCAGUAAAUGUGCACAGAGGAGCUGCAGCCUGGUCACACACUCUUGUCUCUGCUGACAGAUGUUUGUAGCAGCAGCGGCAGCAGCUGUUUGAAGUAACUCUGGAAUAUCCGAAGAAAACAGAGGGAGGAGGAAGAGGAGGAGGAGGAGGGUCACCUGAGGAGAAAGGUCACUGUUGGCAAGAGAAGUCGAAACACAGUAAAAAACACAGAAUGGCGGCUAAAGGAGAACGAGUUUGUCCCGCCGGACAAAAGCAACUCCACGACUCUUCAGAGUCUGACUCUGAGCCGGAGGUGGAGCCCGCUCGGGUGGCCAGCACCGGGCCGUUCGCCGCCGCUUUCCCCCGCACCCAGGUCAUCCACAGCGGCCACUUCAUGGUGUCAUCCCCGCACAGCGACUCGGUGUCGCGCAGGAGGAAAAGCGGCGGUUCUCUCAGAUACGACUUUGACACCGUGAACAGGACGUGGUGUCAAACUUACCGGCUGAGCUACGGCAGCCUGAGCAUCGACCCCACUCUGACCCGCCUGUUUGAGUGCAUGUCUCUGGCCUACAGUGGUAAGAUAGUGUCACCAAAGUGGAAGUCUUUUAAAGGCCUGCGGCUGCUGUGGAGGGACAAGAUCCGACUGAACAAUGCCAUCUGGAGAGCUUGGUUCAUUCAAUAUGUCGAGAGGAGGAAGAGCUCGGUGUGUGGCUUCGUCACUCCGCUCGAGGGCUCUGAGGCCGAUGCCCAUCGAAAGCCCGAAGCGAUCGUGUUAGAGGGCAGCUACUGGAAGCGAAGGAUCGAGGUGGUGAUCAAGGAGUAUCACAAGUGGAGGAUUUACUACAAAAAGAGGCUCCAGAAAAAGAAGGAUGAUAUUCUUUCAAUGCUACAAGAGAGUCAGAUCUGCCAGGCCAAACUGGAGAAAUGGUCGAGUCAGAUGUACCAGGAGGCUGAAGCUGCGCCAGUGGAGGCUCACAUGUUUGACCUGGACUGCCUCCUGUCGGACAUCUCUGACACACUGUUCACCAUGACGCAGAAGCCAUGUCCCUGGGCCAGUGACGGACACAGCACCUACACCACCAAUGCUGAUAUAAUCCAGCCCGGACUAACUCCACUGCAGCCUAGUAUGGAUGAUUUCAUGGAUAUACCAGAUAUCUUCAUGACCUACAGAGGCCAGCCCACUGAGCAGACUGCUUUUGCUGACUGUAGCUAUUUUGAGAGUCCAUCCAACGCCGCAUUUGCUCCAGUUUCCUCUCCCGUAGUAACAGCUCCUCAGCUUCUUAUCAACAGCCAGCUGGCCCAGCCCAGCCUGUCCGCUGAUAAGUCCCCUCAACCCUCCUCAUCCAAUACCCGACCGGAGCUGAGCAGGCUUGUCCAGGACUGCAGUGAAUACCACGAAUCCAGCAUCAGAUCAGGAGCCAUGACAUAUGGACCCCAGUACUCUAAUGCACCUGUUUCAAUAGCGUUCAGUACCAGCAUUGAGGAGCCAGUCUCUGCGGCUAUUCCCUUUCUGCAUCCGCUGCCAUGCCACAAGUUCGGUUACUACACUACGUCGAGCGUGACCUCCACCGUCAUUACCCACACUGCCUCCUCCAUGGGGCCCCAGGCCUCUGUGCACCAGGGUCACGGUUUAUCGCACACAGCGGACACGUACCCUCAGACCGCCUGCCACUCUCUCAGCUACGCCGACGCCAUGCCUGACCCUGUCCGGGCACCGCUGCCCUCCGUCACGGCGCCCCACUGCUUCUCAGUGCCCGAGCAGGUGGCUGUCACGGGAGUCAGAGGCAAGCACAAGCAGAAGACGGGAGGAGCGAGGACACUGUGUCCCUCUGUGGCUUCACAUGCCUCCCAGUUCACUGCCCCCACACCGACUAGCUGUCUGGCUAAACUGCUCUGCUCCAGCGGUAGGGAACGGAAGCCAGCACUGGGACUGGAUACUAUUCUCGUGACAACCAAAGGUCAGAGGUCAUCAUCACCCAGCUCUACGCUAAGCAGCAGCAGCAGCAGCAGCAGUAGUGGUGGCAAACAUGUUGGAGGAGUGUCAUCACAGCCGCAGCAUGGAGUUGGCUGGCCUGCGGGGAUGUCAGUGUUGACACCUCUGCACAGCCAGAGUGUCGGUCUGACGACUCACAACAGACUAGCCCAUGCAGGCACCUCCAGGGGCUUGGCAGUGUCCAACCUACUCACCCACGGCUCCACACAUACCGGCACAACCCUCCUUGUUCCCAAGACUGAGGAACUGUCUCCUGUUCAGCUCUACGGCACAGACAGGAGCAGCUUAUCUGUUAAUUUCCCUGAAAACCCAGGAAGAACAUCCCCGUCAAACCUUUUGGAAAAAUCCUCCUACCCCGAGUCCCCUCAGUCAGGCUUCUCAGGACAUGGAAAAAUAGAAUCAAGUAAGCAAACUGACACCAGGAGGAUCACUCACAUCUCAGCGGAGCAAAAGAGGCGUUUCAACAUCAAACUUGGAUUUGACACGUUGCAUAACCUUGUGACAACGCUCAGCUCUCAGCCGAGCAUAAAGAUCAGCAAAGCCACCACGCUGCAGAAGACGGCGGAGUAUAUCAGUAAGAUGCAGCAGGAGAGAGCUCAGCUGCACGAGGAGGCCCAAAGACUCAGAGAGGAAAUCCAGCUCCUCAACUCUGCCAUCAAUACGUGUCAGCUGCAGCUUCCAGCCACUGGUGUGCCCAUCACACGGCAGCGCUUUGACCACAUGAGGCAGAAGUUCAGAGAGUAUGUCCGGGCACAGACUCUGCAGAACUGGAAGUUUUGGAUUUUCAGUAUCAUCAUUGAACCGCUCUUUGAGUCCUAUAACGGAAUGGUGUCCACUGCCAGUGUGGAGGACCUGUGUCGAUCCACUCUGUCCUGGCUGGACCAGCACUGUUCGCUGCCUACCCUCAGACCCAUGGUCCUGAGUUCACUCCGUCUCCUGAGCACCACGACCGCCAUUCUGACGGACCCCACACUUCUGCCAGAGCAGGCCACCCUCGCUGUCACACAGGGAGACCCAGGUGCUUCUGGUGCUGCUUCUGCUGCAGCAGCACCAGACAACUCCCUACAGCCAACCACAUGGGACAAUGUGCACCCCAUGUGACCCUGGAGAACAGACUCCAGACUUAACUGGAACCUACUAUGAUGCUCAGGAGACCAAGGAAACAUUGAAGACCUGAACACUGAAGCCCUGAGACUGUUGAUAAUAAUUAUCCGAUACAUCUCACCAGCUGCAAAAAGAAUGUAUUUCAGUUCACCCAAAAAAAAAAAAUCAUACCACGUAAGUGUGGAUGUUAAUUAGAUUAAAGUUGUUGUUAUGUU